Messenger RNA from Micropterus salmoides (largemouth bass), 9339 nucleotides. It is a transcript of the gene igsf10, whose product is annotated as immunoglobulin superfamily, member 10. Gene Ontology annotation, molecular function: protein binding. The transcript has 10 exons. The record is from RefSeq and is a predicted model, not a curated record. NCBI's taxonomy places the organism in Eukaryota, Metazoa, Chordata, Actinopteri, Centrarchiformes, Centrarchidae. Bases 693 to 8450 code for a protein of 2585 amino acids.
CUGACACAAGAUUUUACCAAAGAGCCUGUGGUGUCAAGCUUGGGGCACAUGUCAUACCAUGUCCAAAUUUAAUCAUGUACUAUCUAGUCUUAGAAUAGACAGUAAAGCUCAAGCAAAAAUCUAAAAAAUUCUUUGAGAGCUGUAUCUAAUAAAUCACAUCAGGGAAGCAUUUCAAUUCUAAUUCUAAGCUGUGCUUCUGUGUAAAAGAAUUUGAUGACCUACUUCUAAAACCUAAUCACAUAUUAUUGUCUUGGCAGAAAUAAAUAAUUCUACUCUUGUCCCCAAGCAAUUGAGUUGAGGAGGGUUUAUGUGUUUUUGAUGGCUGUGUCAGAUGCGUGGUAUUUCCCGCAGACCACUUCCCUAGUUUGUCAUAGUUGCAGUUACUCUAGGAUUACAUUACAGCAGAUCGCAGGGGGGCGGGGUGUGUGCAGUUCAGCAGCAGGCACUCAAACAGAGAUGACUCCCGUCCUCUGCGCCUCGGACACAGUGGACUCAUCUAAGGAGUCAAACUGGAGAACUACUGAAACUGGACCUAUUACUCUUUCAUCGGAAUUUUUACAUUCCUACAAGUGCAGCAGUUCCGUUUUCUACAGCUGCUAAAGUGCGGUGGGUUUCAUUAUUAAUGCUUCAGGUUAAAGUCUUGCCCCCCCCUCCCCCUUGUCCGUGCAGCUAAAGCCCCAUCCCGGUGCACAAUGAGUGUUUGUGCGUGCAGCGCUUCAUACGAGCGGAGGUGGCUGCUGAGGGCUCUGCUGUUCUUGGCCGCUGUGCUCCCGACGAGCGGUGAUUGCCCCAAAUCAUGCGCCUGCUAUGUUCCAACUGAAGUGCACUGCACCUUCAGAUACCUAACCGCAAUACCUGACCACAUCCAGCCAUCUGUGGAAAGAAUUAACCUCGGGUACAACAGUAUUACUGUCUUGAGAGAAAAUGAUCUUUCAGGACUUGAGAAUUUGGAGCUCUUGAUGCUGCAUAGCAACACUAUCCACAGUAUUGAAGACAGAGCCUUCCGAGACCUCAAGAACUUACAGGUCCUGAAGAUGUCCUUUAAUAAAGUAAAGGAAAUCAACAAAGAGACAUUCAAAGGCCUGGACAGUCUGCUGAGACUCCACAUGGACCGUAAUCACAUUGAGUUUAUCAGCCCAGAGGCUUUCUAUGGCCUAACCAACCUACAGUUGGUCCAUCUGGAGGGUAACCACCUCCAGCAGCUGCACCCAGACACAUUCAUCACACUGAGACACAGCCAGGUGUUCAAGGUGUCUUCAGUCAGAAAUAUCCACCUGUCAGACAACCUCCUCACCACUCUGCCUGCAGAUAUUUUCUCAGGCUGCAGCUGGUUAGAGAACGUCUUCCUCCAUGGCAACCCAUGGACAUGCGAUUGCCGUAUGAAGUGGUUCUCAGUGUGGGCACAGAGGAACACAGGGGUGCUGAAAUGCAAGCGAGACAAGAGAUAUCCGGGAGGCCAGCUGUGUCCUGUUUGUGAAAAUCCUGCCCCUUACCACAGCGAACCUUUAUCCCUUCUCCCCAGUGAUGCCUUUACUUGUAGCAAACCCUGGAUCCAUCCCCACCUAAAGCAGAAAAACAUCAGCCUGGAUGAGGGGGACUUUACGCCAGUUUCCCCCAAGGACUUCAUUGCCCCAUUAGGCUCCAUACAAAUGAACCUGACUGACCAGUUUCACAGUGAUGCCAGUCUAUUUUGCACGGUCCAGAGGCCCUCUGCUUUCGAGAACCUGACACAAACCUUAGAGGAGGAAGAGGGUAACAAUGUCACCAUGCUGACCACUGUCAUAACUACAUAUUUGGUGUGUAACAUUGACCAUGAACACAUACAGCAGCUGUGGCAGAUCUUGGCCACCUACAGUGACUCUCCCAUGAGACUGGAGAGAGGCUUAAUGCUGGCCAGAAGCCCAGAAAUGGUGUACAGGUACAGUCAGAUGAAAACGAAGGCAGGAGAAGAAGGAAUUCACACAAACAUAGAGGCUAAAAUUAAAGCCUCCCCUGCGUGGUUGAUGCAGGGAGAGGUGAGCUUCCAACUUGACCGAACCACUACCACUUUCUCUACUCUGCACAUUAAGUACCAGUCGGUGGUCAACCUACGCGUGGAAAACACAUCACCCAAGAGGGACCGCUAUUCCUGGACAAUGAUCAAGCAAGAUAAUCAGACCAAGACUGAGCACACUGUACUUACAGGUGGUGUGGCACAGUUGAGCUGUCAAAUACGGGGUGAGCCAAAGCCUUUGCUGGAGUGGAUUUUACCUGAUGGAAGUAAGGUCAGAGCUCCUUACUCCAGUGAGGACAGGAGGAUCAUAAUCACUGCUGAUGGGAAGCUCACUCUACGGGGUGCAGAUGCCUCCGACACAGGUCUCUACCGGUGCAUUGCCACAAACUACCUGGAUGCAGAUAUCCUCAUCUUUCGAGUGACAGUUCUGUCCCCUGAUGUGGAAGAAGCUGAGGUCAACGGCGUCCAACUCUCAAGGCCACUGGGGGAAAAUCUGGUUUUUGACUGUAGCUCGUCAUCUCCUGAGGCGUCGGUCCAGUGGAUACUCCCUGACCACUCAAUUCUGGACAAGUCUCAUGGGAACAGGAAAGUUUAUGAGAAUGGAACCUUGCUGAUUCAGGGUCUCACAGCGAGGGACAGAGGAUUUUAUAGGUGUUUGGUUGCUAGUCCCCUGGGAUUUGACCUGCUCGUGUCCCAGGUGACCGUGACUGAAGAAAGGUCUGAGACAGUAACAAUUUUGGACAGUGAGGGGUCAGGGGUGGAAAUGGAGGACAAGGUUGAUCCUAGCUUGACUGAAAACACAGUCACCCUCAAUGAGAUCCCUUCUUCCAAUCCCUCUGACAAAACUAGACAAGAAUCCAGAACCAUCACCUCAGAUCGACCCUACCCCAGACUCAGGUCACAGACUAGAGGAGGUGGUAAAAGAAGACUGGAACAGAGAAGGAGGGGGUCAGUCAGCAACAGACGCAUCUGGAGUGGUAGGGUCUUUGAUAAAGCUUCCAGGAAAGUGGACCCACAGAAAUUUGCCGAAUUUAUGAAAAAGGCUCAAGAUGGAUCAAAAAUAAAAACUGACACAGAGAAAGAGAGGGGAAAUUAUGACUCAGACUCAAACACUGGUCUUUCUGGUGAUGGUGAAACUGGCUCUGGUGAGGAUCAUAAUGAAGAUCAUCUCAUAAUUGUGCCAAGGAUAGUCAAACCAACUACAGAUAAUCCAACAAAAGCUAUAAAAUUUGGGCAAGGAAACAAGCAGCCUGAAGCUAUAACAUCAUCUCAGACAGGUCAGGGUAGUGAUGUAGCAACAGCAUCACAGCAAACUGUUGGCAUGGAAUCUGCAGUCAGAAAUCACUUUGAUUCAAAUCAAGUGACAAACACAGCAACAACAGAGUCAUAUAUGCAGUCAGAUUCUACACCAGUCAAGUACGCAUUCACACACAUUCCAACAGAAGAGAGUGAAAGUCAAGAUGAUGCAGUUACACCAUAUAACACGAUGUCAUACAACACAGGCCUUUCAAGUUUUGAUGAGACUACCAAGCGAGGCUCAGACAGGCGCCCAGUCACUCUCCAUCUUACCGUGACAGACACUUCACAAGAAACUCAGCUCCAGUUCUCAGGGGAACAACCGGCAGAGCCAGAGACGUUCACUGGGGCGGAACUCUCUUUUACCACAGACCCUACUGUCACACCGAUGAGGGAUGGCCCAGGCCCAGUGGAGGUAGUUGUUCACACAUCCACAGACCCAGAAAGCCAGACAAUAUUCACAGCAGUCACCACAACAGAGAGACAGCGAGAUGAGAUAACCGUCCACACCACCCAAACAAUCAAAUCCCCGCGCCUGCCUGUAGGAUCCACCAUCAUCUCAAGGCAGCAGAUCCAUAUCAUCCCACACAAGAAUAGCAGAGGAGGGGGUCGCAGGAGGACCUUUCAAGGCCGCAGGAGGAUCAUUAAACCAAACAGGAUCACUGACAUACAGUCCUUCAUCAAUAAACUUAAACAGCCCUCCAUGAAGAAAGAAGGGAAUGCCACAGUGCCAUACAGAAUCAAACUGACCACAGACUGUGACUGUGAUGAGGACAAAAAAAAGACAUCCAGUGAUGCACCUUCUAAUGCAACCUAUUACAUUACUUCAAGUGAUCCCUUCACCCAUACCGAGUCUAGGCCAGAUGUUUCCAGUGGCUACAUAACCUCUGCUGAUGCCCCUGAGUUUGACCCUACAGUACAUCCAUAUUUCACCACAAAUAAAGAACCAUCAGUUUCCACCAUGGCCACUACUACUACUACUACUACUACUACUACGCCCUCUAAGGUUAUUCGUGGAAGAAUUCCAUGGAACAGGCUGUUUGGAGGCAAAGAGAGAGAAAAGAUACUGGGCAGAUUAAGGAAGCCAUUCAUCCCCCUCAAAACUUCAACUACAGCUGAAACUACAACAGUGACCCUAACCACAACUCCUGCUGCUGUGCCCACCACCACCGCAAACUCACUGACUGAACCUGAGACUCUGUCUCCAUCCAGACACACAGAGAACAAAGAGGGCUCAUUAGUUGAUGACGAUGGAGAUUUGUCCUCUGCAGAUUUUGAGUUCACAACUUUGGGACCCACCUUUUACCAUCUAACUAUUACCAACCCAUCCUAUUACUCCAAGUCUGCCACUACUGCUGAAACACCACCAGAAUCACAGACUCUACCGUCCCCACCUACUGUCAAACCGCCUUCAAGAGAAAAUCCUGAUGAAGCCAUAUCAUCUGGGUCUGGGGGACUACCUGAUAAUUGGUAUGAAAUGAGACAGAAACCUGGUGGGAGAAGAGGAAAGCAAGGACGGAGAAGAAGGCCAUUCAGGGGCAGAAGACCCUUCAGGAAACCUGCAAUCAUUAAAUUACACUCUGCUACGACAACUGAGGCUUUAACUACAGCGGUAACAACUAUGGAAACUACAAUGGAGACAACCACACUAACACAACGUACUGUUUCAUUCUACAAGCCCCUGUACACUCCAUCAAGGAAAGAGGACAGAACCACAAUAGCCAUUUCCACUGACCAAACGUCAACAGGGGAGACUGACUUAUAUGAGGAAUUUUACUGGCGCACAUCUAGCAGUUUACCAGGCUAUACUACAACCAAGACACCGUUGAUCCCCUCAACCACAUUCACCCCUACUACCACAUUCAUGCCAGCUACCACAAAAGGGCCUUAUACAACAGCUCGGACCAGAGUCAACAGUAACAUCAGACCACCCACACAGAGGAACAAUGGUCACACCACUCGUAGACCACCAAUGAGACGGAUCAGACCAACUGUACAAAGCAGUGGUGCCAGAGACAGUGCAGAUGACCGCCUUACCUUUGACACAAUGACCGUCCUUACAGCUGAGCAAGGAUACAGCAACACCCCUGCCCCAUACAACAACAUAGACACACACACCAUCUUUAGUGUUUAUAAUCAUGUCACUAGCAAUGAAGCUACAAGUGUCAAUAUUGCUGGCUUUGAACCCACUACAAAGGUUAUGACAACCAAACCUAAGAUAGUUGGGGGAAAUGCAGCCAGCUUCACCGUGUUAUCCAACUCAGAUGCUUUCCUGCCUUGCGAGGCUGUUGGAAACCCUCAGCCAGCUAUAACCUGGAAACGCUUCUCCUCAAGCACAGGAAGCACCAUUACUAUUAAAAGGAGGAUGGGCAAGUUUGAGGUAUUGAGCAAUGGCACGCUGUCGAUCCAGAAUGCCAACAUUAAGGACCGUGGCCAGUACCUCUGUCUAGCUGAGAAUGAUCAUGGAUCAGAUAAACUCCUUGUUACCCUCUCUGUGGUGGCCUACCCAUCACGCAUCCUGGAGCCUAAAAUGCGUGACAUAAAGUCUCAUGCGGGAAACACUGUGGAGAUGAAAUGUAAUGCAGAGGGUCGGCCCACACCCAUGAUAUCCUGGAUCCUGGCUAACCGAACCCAGGUCAGGGAUCAAAACACAGAGAAAGGAAGGGCAUCAGUAUCUGCUGAAGGGACUUUGGUCAUUGAGCAGGUGUCUGUUUAUGACAGAGGUCAUUACAAAUGCAUUGCCAGUAACCCAGCUGGAGCUGAUACUGCUACAGUCCGACUGCAGGUGGUGGCAGCUCCCCCAGGCAUUGUGGAGGAGAAACGGCAGCACGUGAAAGCUGCUGUAAGCCAAAACAUGUGGCUACCUUGCACUGGCCAAGGCAGCCCUCAGCCUACUAUUCACUGGGUCCUCCAUGACGGGUCAGUGGUACGAUCUAACAGACCUGCCAAUAACGCACGAUUAACAGUGUAUGUGAAUGGAACACUCAACAUCAAGAACGUGACUCCCGCAGACAGUGGGAAAUAUGAAUGUAUUGCAACCAGCUCUACUGGCUCAGAGAGAAGGGUGGUGACUCUUACAGUAGAGAGGAAGGAAUCUGCACCUCAAAUAUUAGAGACAUCCCAGCGCAUAACAGAGUUGUACUUUGGGGACCAGUUGACACUAAACUGUUUAGCUACAGGAGAACCUAAACCCAGGAUCAUCUGGAGGCUUCCAUCUAAAGCUGUGGUGGACCAGUGGCACAGGAUGGGCAGCAGAAUUCAGGUCCUGGAUAAUGGUACUCUCAUUGUUAGCACUGUGAGUGAUAAAGAUGCUGGAGACUAUCUCUGUGUGGCACGAAACAAAAUUGGUGAUGAUCUCCAACUCAUGAGGGUAAGUGUGUCAAUGAAGCCAGCCAAGAUAGAGCCUAAGCUCUAUGGAAAGAAGCAGGUACCCUACGGUAAUGACUUUAAGGUCGACUGUAAAGCCUCAGGAGCACCAAAGCCAGAGAUCUCCUGGGGUCUACCAGACGGUACAGUGGUUAACAGCGCUCUUCAGUCUGAUGCCAGCACUGGAGGAGGACGAGCACGGCGCUAUACACUUUUUGACAAUGGAACUCUCUACCUAAACCAGGUUGGUAUGUCAGAGGAAGGGGACUACACCUGCUAUGCUGAAAACCAAGUCGGCAAGGAUGAGAUGCAUGUACAUAUCAGCGUGGUGACCGCUGUCCCCAAGAUACGUCCACCCAGCCAGACCUAUGCCAAGGUGAUGCCUGGAGGGGACAUCCGCUUUGACUGUGAAGCAACUGGGGAACCCAAACCCAAGAUCCUGUGGAUGCUGCCCACCAACGAUGUAAUUGCAGCAUCUAAUGAACGUUACCUAAUGCAUGUCAAUGGCUCUCUGGAUAUCAGGGGUGUGAAUCUUAUCGAUGCUGGGGAGUAUGUUUGUAUGGCUCGCAACCCUGGUGGAGAAAACAGAAAAGUGUACAAGCUUGAUAUAGAUGGCAAUCCACCAGUGAUCAAUGGCUACCGGCAGAACAGGACUGUAAUCAAAGAUGUAGCUGCUAAAUUCUCUAGGAAAUUUAUAGACUGCAAGGCAGAGGGCGAUCCCGCUCCUAGUGUCACUUGGAUUAUGCCUGACAACAUAUUUCUGACAGCUCCAUACUUUGGCAGCAGGAUUAAUGUUCACUAUAAUGGGACAUUAGAGUUCCGUCACGUGCGGCCAACUGAUACAGGAGAGUUCAUUUGCAUGGCAAGGAAUGAUGGCGGCGAGGCAGUAAUGGUGGUGCAUCUGGAGGUGACCAGUAUGCUCCGAAGACCAAUCUUCAAGAACCCCUUCAACGAACGUAUUGUGUCUUGGAUUGGGAGAACCACGGUUCUGAACUGCUCUGCUGAUGGACACCCAAUGCCGGAGAUCAUUUGGACUUUGCCUAAUGGAUCACGGUUCACUGGUGAACCCUACCAUGGCUCUCACCACCACCUUGGUAACGAUGGGACUUUAGUCAUCUCCAACCUUCACAAAGAGGAUGCCGGGAAGUACCGCUGUGGUGCUAGGAAUUUAAUGGGCUACAUUGAGAAGCUAAUUAUUUUGGAUGUUGGGCAGAAGCCUUACAUCCUGACAAGGCCUAGGGGCAUUAUCCGUAGUGUGUCUGGGGAACCUCUCUUCCUUCACUGUCUAUCUGAUGGAAGUCCCAGACCCCGAAUCUACUGGACCAUUCCUGGUGGCCACACUCUUACUCGCCCUCAAGUCUUUGGGCGCUACCAGUUACAAGAAAAUGGUACUUUGGUUAUUCAGGAUACUACUCUUCACGACAGAGGGAACUACAUCUGCAGAGCCCGAAACAAUGCUGGGGAGGCAUCGCUCACUGUCCCUGUUAUUAUCAUUGCCUACCCUCCACGGAUCAUAACAGGGCCGCCUCCUAGUGUGAAGGCAGUAACCGGGACACCUAUCCAGCUCAACUGUGCCGCCAUUGGCAUCCCCAAGCCAGAGAUCACCUGGGAGCUGCCCGAUCAUUCAAUUCUGUCAGCUGCAGAACAGGGCCGGCCUAUGGGUAGCGAACUGCUCCACCCUCAGGGCACACUUAUCAUUCAGAGGCCCACAGCCUCAGACUCUGGCACAUACAAGUGCCUGGCCAAAAACCACCUGGGUACAGACACAAAAGCCACAUAUGUACAUGUACUGUGAGAGAAAAGACUGAGGGAGGACAGUGGCAUAGUCGGAGGUAAACAUUAACACACACACAGCCACUUGUGUCUGUGAGGUACAGUACAUGUUUUUUCACAUGUGGAUCACGGCUUGUGGAAUAUUAUUAAUAAAGUGACAAAUGUGGAUAAAAAAAAUAAGCAGAGCAUAAGAAGGGGAUUUUUUUAAACUGGAAAACCCAGCCUGGAGCUAGAAAGUUGUUGUAAUUUUGGAGCUAGGGGUCUGGAAGUUCAUUGGUGGUUCUCAUGGGAGCAAAUGGGGCAGCCUGUAGUCAAACUAAAAGUGAUUUCCCUGACCAGAUGCUGCUGGCUAUAGGGAUACUAUUUCAGCACAUAGCGCAUACCACACAAAGAAGGAGAAGGAUUGUGUAGCAGACUGAAAGAAAAAAAAGCUCCAACGAGGAUUUUAAUUACCUUUGGACAUUGGUCAGAAGUUGUUGCUGUCAUGACGUGGUGCUUUGUCCUUUAACAGCAAAUGAAAAAGACAGCAGAUAGACUGCUGUAAAAAAUCAAUUUGUUGAAUAACGAAAAAGGUUUACUAAAAAAUAUAUGAGGCUUGUUUAACACUGGAUGCAUAUCUGUAUGGACAGGGCAGUGAUUUCACCAAAGAAUUACAUCAGCUUUCUUUAUUAUACUUUUUAUAUUUUUGUUGACAGUUUGCUGAUAGACUUUAUGUCUAUCAGCAGUGCAGAUCAUUGGUCAAAAAAUACAAAGACACACUAUCAGUCUAUUGUGUUGUACACAAGAAUCUACAGUAAUGUUAUACAUUAUGCUAAUCUGUAAUAAUACAGUAUAUGUAUCUAUUUGUAGUAUCUACUUUAUCAAAGUAUGUCAGAAAAAAAUGUAAUUAAAAAGUAAAGAUGGUUCUUGUC